Messenger RNA from Cucurbita pepo subsp. pepo (vegetable marrow), 1133 nucleotides. The record is from RefSeq and is a predicted model, not a curated record. NCBI's taxonomy places the organism in Eukaryota, Viridiplantae, Streptophyta, Magnoliopsida, Cucurbitales, Cucurbitaceae.
GAUUGUGAUGAACAUACUGUUUAUAUCUCCUUGUUCAGGAAGUAGCCUUGUUAUGUGGAAGUCGUUCUAGUCUUUUCUCCCUUGAACUGGUCCUUUUAUAUUUGUGCAGUUUAAUCUUGAUGCAUUAUAUAACUAGUUUGGUAUUGCUUCCUUGUUUUCAAUGGAACUAACCUCAUUGAUUUUCGCUUGAUUAGCGCAACUUCCAACAGCAUUUUGGAUCGUGCAAUUGAUUCAGAAGAUGCCCUGCACAAAGAUUUCCUUAGGCUGGAACAUAUCGAAGGGUAUCACGAAUUGUCUGCAAAAACAAAAUCCUUCUUUUCCACUGCCGUUGCUCGAUGGGAUGCUGACUUCUAUGUUAAGAUAGAUGAUGAUGUCCAUGUAAAUUUAGGGAUGCUAGCUACUACUCUUGCUUACCACCGUUCGAAGCCCCGAGUCUAUAUCGGGUGCAUGAAAUCUGGACCUGUUCUUUCUUCCAAGAGUGUCAAAUACCAUGAACCUGAAUACUGGAAAUUUGGAGAGGAGGGAAAUAAGUAUUUCAGACAUGCAACUGGGCAGAUUUACGCAAUCUCGAAAGAUCUAGCCACCUACAUGGCGGUCAAUGAGCCAAUUUUGCACAAGUAUGCCAAUGAAGAUGUGUCCCUUGGUGCUUGGUUAAUAGGCCUUGAAGUCGAGCAUAUAGACGACCGUAACAUGUGCUGCGGGACGCCACCUGAUUGUGAGUGGAAGGCACAAGCAGGCAAUGUAUGCGUUGCAUCAUUUGACUGGAGUUGCAGUGGAAUUUGCAAAUCUGUUGAGAGGAUCAAGCAUGUCCACGAAAAAUGUGGUGAAGGGAAUGGGGCUGUCUGGAGUGCAUUAAUCUAGUUGGGUUCUUGACAUUAUUCUGCUGUGAUCAGACAAAAGCUGGACACUGUUUGGGAGUUGAACACUGCUUCCACAAAGCUUCCAAUUUUGUUCGUGUAAGUUAAAUUCAUCGAUACCUCUUGUUCUUUCUUUCGUAGUCGCCCCUUCCGACUAUAUGAUUCAAGUAUUACUGCCAGUGUAUUAUAUUGUUGAGUUCCUAUUCAAUGAGUCAGAUUCUGUAUGUGUCCUUUGUUUGUAUAGUGAAAAAGAAAUAAAAUUAUCAUGAUUUGUGU